UCAAAACAGUUCUCGAACAUUCUCGUAACGAGUUGUAGUUUUAAGUGUCAGGUAUAAAUAAGCCAGCUGACUUGCCUUACCGUUCAUCGACUUCUAGUUUGUGCGGACAUUAUUUGAAGUUAUCGCCGUGAUGUCGAACCCAUUUCGAGUUCUGUACAUUCGCCAGCCAUCUUACAACAUGAUGGACGAGCCGUCGCGGUUUUUGGAGCAGCAACUGGGUCUACGUCCGUCUGACGAGGAUUUCUGCCUACCCGAUAUGUACCGCGCGAUGCUUCUGCAGCCCCAGUUUAUGCGACCCCGACAUCAGGCUGGGAUGGGCGAGGUAUCAAACAGCGAGAAAGAGUUUUGUGUUAAAGUUGAUGUGCAGCACUUCAAGCCAGAUGAAAUCCAUGUGAAAACCGUGGAUAACCGAGUGGUGAUCCAUGCUAAACACGAGGAGAAAGAAGAUGAACAUGGAUAUAUUUGUAGAGAGUUUACCAGGCAAUAUGUCUUGCCCAAGGAUGUCGAUCCCCAAGCGGUAACUUCCUCCUUGAGUAACGAUGGAGUGCUCAGCAUAAAGGCACCAAAGCUGUCCCUGCAGGCACCAAAGGAGCAGUCAAUCCCAAUUACAUGUACCCACGAAACAACCCCAGCAGUUGCUGCUGCUGGUGAUACCAAGUAGAUAUGGAUGACAGCAUACCAUGCAAUUACUGUUGCUGGUAAUUACAAAUAGACAGGAAUGACAUUAAAACAUAGCCGACGUUUCUCAGUAUUCAUUGUGGAUGUCUAUUUUUUCGUAAAAAAUUACUUACAUGGAACAUUUUAUUUUGUUGUAUCAUGUAAUAAUUCCAUAUGAAGAUUUUGCAGUUUACAUACAGCUAAUAUGUAUAAGUUAGGUGAGUCAGUGAUUCAAGGCAUCCCAUCCUUGACAUUGACAAAUUGUUCUGGGGAAAUAAAUGUUUUUUAAAGACUGAA
Gigantopelta aegis is the source of this 954-nucleotide messenger RNA. RefSeq names its product alpha-crystallin B chain-like. Gene Ontology annotation, molecular function: protein folding chaperone. Bases 131 to 661 code for a protein of 176 amino acids. Gene Ontology annotation, biological process: response to heat; protein refolding. The transcript has 3 exons. The record is from RefSeq and is a predicted model, not a curated record. Lineage: Eukaryota; Metazoa; Mollusca; Gastropoda; Neomphalida; Peltospiridae.